AUUCCUUUCCCCUUCUUCAGACUCUGUCUCGGCUGUCCCCUUCGGCCCUUCUCUAUGCCUCACAGCCUGUUUAGAAAGGCUGGUCCGGCGGCUGAGCCGGGCGCUGUCCUGAGAAGGAGCGCUUGGUGUGGAAGAGAUGAACCGGACAAAAGGUGAUGAGGAGGAAUAUUGGAACAGCUCCAAGUUCAAGGCUUUCACUUUUGAUGAUGAAGAUGAUGAACUCUCACAGUUAAAGGAAUCCAAACGCGCGGUCAAUAGCCUUCGAGACAUCGUGGAUGACGACGAUGACGAUGACCUGGAGAGAGUCAGCUGGACUGGAGAACCUGUGGGAAGUAUCUCAUGGUCCAUCAAAGAGACUGCUGGGAAUAGCGGGUCAACCCCUGAGGGACGUGAACAGCUAAAGGGCCGAAACAGCUUCUACGCACAGCUACCCAAACCUCCUUCUACUUACUCCCUCGGCAGCUUCUUCAGAGGUAGAACUAGACCUGGAAGUUUCCAGUCCCUUUCUGAUGCUCUGUCAGACACACCUGCCAAAAGUUAUGCUCCAGAGCUGGGGAGGCCUAAGGGAGAAUACAGGGAUUACAGCAAUGACUGGAGCCUCAGUGAUACAGUGCGACGCCUCCGCCAGGGCAAGGUCUGCUCACUAGAGCGCUUCCGCUCCCUCCAGGAUAAGCUGCAGCUCCUCGAGGAGGCAGUAAGCGUGCAUGAUGGGAACGUCAUCACUGCAGUUCUGAUCUUCCUGAAGAGGACCCUGAGCAAAGAGAUCCUUUUCCGAGAGCUGGAGGUACGCCAGGUCGCACUGAGACAUCUCAUUCAUUUUCUUAAAGAAAUAGGGGACCAAAAGCUGCUUUUAGAUCUCUUCAGGUUCCUAGAUAGGACAGAAGAACUGGCACUAUCCCAUUAUCGAGAGCAUUUGAACAUUCAGGACCCUGAAAAACGAAAAGAAUUUCUUAAGACUUGCAUUGGUUUGCCGUUUUCAGCAGAAGACUCUGCGCAUGUACAAGACCAUUACACACUGCUGGAGCGUCAGAUCAUCAUUGAGGCAAACGACCGGCACCUGGAAUCUUCUGGGCAGACUGAUGUCUUCCGGAAGCACCCCCGCAAAGCUUCCAUUCUCAACAUGCCACUAGUGACAACACUCUUCUACGCCUGCUUCUAUCACUACACAGAAUCUGAGGGAACCUUCAGCAGUCCCGUUAACCUGAAGAAAACAUUCAAGAUCCCAGACAAGCAGUAUGUGCUGACAGCCUUGGCUGCGCGUGCCAAGCUGAGAGCCUGGAAUGACGUUGAUGCCCUGUUCACCACUAAGAACUGGUUGGGUUACACCAAGAAGAGAGCACCCAUUGGCUUCCAUCGAGUUGUGGAAAUUUUGCACAAGAACAGCGCCCCUGUCCAGAUAUUGCAGGAAUAUAUCAAUCUGGUGGAAGAUGUGGACACCAAGUUGAACUUAGCUACUAAGUUCAAGUGCCAUGAUGUCGUCAUUGAUACUUGCCGAGACCUGAAGGAUCGUCAGCAGUUGCUUGCAUACAGGAGCAAAGUAGAUAAAGGAUCUGCUGAGGAAGAGAAAAUCGAUGUCAUUCUCAGCAGCUCGCAAAUUCGGUGGAAGAACUAAGGGUCCUUUGCUACCCUGAAGCCUGCCUCACUUCUUACUUUUCUUUCUGCCUAUGAAAACAGAGAGCUCUCUUCUUAGGAGAGUCACAGCAUUCUACACGUGAGCCUGUCAUUCACAGGCAGUGCCUGCUGGUUUGGGGACAGAAACCAGCCUUUGAGCACAUGUAUCUUCAGAUUGAACUGUCCAGGGGAUAUUACUCACAGGCCAGUAGCUAAAGGCUUUGACUCUCAAGAAAGAUGCUCUGCACCAGUGCCUGUGGAAAGGUGGGAGCCCAUCCUGGGCAAGAUGCCUGUGCUCAGAGAAAAGUGACCACUCCAGAAACAGUCGGAACUAAGCCACAGGUGUCUGGGGAUCGUUGUGACAUUCCUCUGUCCUUUCGGCUGUUCUUACCCAGAACCCGGGGUUGGGCAUGUACAUUUCUGCUCUAAAGGAGUCAGCACAGAACGAAAUUGACUCUUCAGGGGCCUCAGAAAGGGAUAUCAGUAUUGCUCAGGACCUGCUGGAAACCAGACCCAAGUUCUCAAGACACAGAGCCACUCAUCAAUGACAGACACUUCCUAGACAUUGUGUACCUUCAGCCAGUAUCAACCUGCUGUCACUGUCAACUUUGUGUAGGGACGUGUGAGGGACAUAGGGUCCCUCUCACACCUGCACACUGUCCGGGCGGUGAGCCAUCUUCUUCGGCAAUGUCCUCUGUUUCUGUGUCGAUACAGUCUUACAUGGAAUUCAGAUUCACCAGUGCUGGGGCGCUUUUUCAGGCAAAAAUCAUUUCACCAGAAGCAGCCACAAGUAGCACCUUGUUUAGAUAUCUCCGUAGAGGCCCUGUUAGCCUGCUGGGAACUUGAGCAGUGUUCCAUUCUGCCCUGUGCCUCCCUGAACUGGAUUUUCCUGACAUGCCUACACUCCUAAUAAAACUUGCAUUCCUGGUACCUCCUCUUCCCCAUCUGGUUACUUAGUCCAUAAUGAUGAUGUAUUUGCACCUCUGACUGUCAGCAGCCUGUCAUCACAUUAUAGUGUCACAGUAUCCCAACAAGGCAGGAGGGUAUGGUUAAUAGCACUAGUAUAAGACACAGAAGACCUGAGUUCUUGCCUCAGCAAUCCUGCUGACAAACCAGUACUAGGGAGAGGGCCCUUAUUCUGUGGACCCAUCUUCAUCUGUAGAAAAGUAGGACCAAAGUCUGACUGUGGCAUUCUGGACUCUGACAGGUGGGUGAAGGGGAAGGAAACCAGGUAAUGUACACAGCAUGCAGCAUGCUCUAGGCUUAGCUAGAGGCAGUCGGAGCUGCAGGAAACAUUUGGCAAUGUCUGAAGGCACUUUUUACUGUCAAACUUGGGAGUGUGCUGCUAAAUAUCCAGUCAUGCACAGGACAGGUCCCCACAGCAAGGGAUUAUCCUGCCAAAAACAUUAGUAACAGCAGUGUUUAAUCCUGCUUUGGGGGGUCCGUGCCUUUCACCAAGUUUGAAGAUCUGAGUUUAAUCAUUAGACCCCACCAUGGUACAAAUUGAGAACUGACUCAUAUAAAUUGUCUUUUGACCUUUACAUGUCUGUCUGUGCACACACUAUGCAUACAGAUGAUAAAGAUUUCUACUUUAAAGGG
Mus pahari (shrew mouse) is the source of this 3210-nucleotide messenger RNA. It is a transcript of the gene Vipas39, whose product is annotated as VPS33B interacting protein, apical-basolateral polarity regulator, spe-39 homolog. Gene Ontology annotation, biological process: vacuolar transport; intracellular protein transport. The transcript has 20 exons. The record is from RefSeq and is a predicted model, not a curated record. NCBI's taxonomy places the organism in Eukaryota, Metazoa, Chordata, Mammalia, Rodentia, Muridae. Gene Ontology annotation, cellular component: cytoplasm. The coding region runs from base 137 to 1612 and encodes 491 amino acids.